UGCGGGUGGAACGUCUUCCUCUGAAGGAGUUAAGAAGUGCCACACUAUGAAUGUUUGUUUACAUUGUCAGCUCAGGGGAAAUUUACGACUUCCUACCAGGUAGGGGUGUUUGAUUUGUUUACCCCAAACCACCGACAGCACAGUACAGGUCAUUUUGCCGACUUGGAGCAUUUCAUUGUAUUUUAUUGGUUCUUGUAACUAUUUUUAAAUCUAUCGGCUCUAUUGGUGUUACGUACGAUUGGGGAAGGAGACGACACCACGAGGAAGGGUUGUUGUAAGUGCGUGUUGGAUGAAUCCUUCGUCAGUCCAGAGGGGCGAGGCAAAGAGGUAAUCCAUGGACAGGCAGGUGGUCGGGGGCAGGAGUGAAGCGACAGGGUCCGUGUCCAAGCAGAGGUCGAGGAUCGAGGGAAGCAGUCCGGAAUCCAAUGGGAAGCCGAGCUUGAAACCCUUGGCCCAGACCCUUGGAGUUGUGACUUUCAAAACAAGUGCUCCUAUCUGGAAAUCAAUCAAAGAGAGAAGUGAGUGUUCCAGGUACGUCCACUGUAGAGGACAAUGGCCCUAAGCGACGCCAGCCAUGAAGGACGCGCUCCUGUCAGCGCCGACACCAACGCACCUUCAGCACGCAGCAAGAAGCAGGAAGUUGUCUCAGCGGCUUCCUGUGGAGAAGACCUUCCUGUCCACAAGACCAACGGACUAAUCCAAAACGGUGGAGUUGGCCAACACAACGGCGCCCACAGAACGUGCCCCCUUGCCCCCCCCACCGAAGGACAGCAACUUCCUGUGACAGUGUCCUUAAGCGCGACCUCCACAUGUGUCUGUCCGUCACAUGUCUGCUGCCAGCAGUGUAGCUUGUGCUGCCCCCUCCUGGCCGCUCAUGCACCUGGCACGGCAAGCUGCUCAUGUUGCAAUUACUCCCGUCGUGAUCUGCACCACCAUCAACACCUGAAGUGUCCACCACGUCCCGCUGGACUCACCCCCACUCGACCCUUUCGAUUCCCGAAAAGUUAUUCUGAGCUGAUCGCUGAUUGGCCGGUGGUAGUUCUGGGCGUGUGCACACUUCUGAUUGUCGUGUGCGCGCUGGUCGGAGUUCUGGUUCCGGACCUGCCCGAUUUCUCGGACCCUCUUCUGGGUUUCGAGCCUCGAGGGACUCCUAUUGGUCAACGCUUGGUCACAUGGAACAACAUGGUGAAGAACACGGGAUACAAAGCAACACUCGCCAACUAUCCCUUUAAAUAUGCUGACCAGCAGGCCAAAAGUCACCAAGAAGCAAAGUGGAGUGAAGAUCAUGUGGAGCGAGAGAGACGACAAGCUCAGUGGGACUUUAGGAAAGACUUCUUCUGUGACGUGCCUGGUUCCAGCUACUCCAGGCUGGUCUUCUCAUCAGCCGAGGGCAAGAACCUGUGGAGUAUCCAGGCCAUCAAAUCCAUGUGCAACCUGGACAACACUCGGGUGCGCUCUCACCGCGACUAUUGGAGCUUAUGUCAGCGCACCAACGACGCUUCCUGUUGUCCCAGUUGGACUCUGGGUAAUUACAUCGCCGUCCUCGCCAACAGGUCCUCCUGCCAGGUGAUCACCGAGCGCGACGUGUCGCACACACUCAAGAUCCUGCGCUCGUGCGCCAAGUACUACCACAACGGCACUCUGGCGCCGGACUGCUGGGACGUGGCGCUGAAACGCAAAGAUCAGCUCAAGUGCGGCAAUGUUCCUCGCAAGUGCACCAAGUACAACGCUGUCUACCAAAUACUGCACUUCCUGGUCGAUAAGGACUUCCUGAGCCCGAAGAGCAUGGAAGCACCUGUGCUCAGGUACAGCAUGCUCUUCUCGCCCACGGAGAAAGGAGAGUCCAUGAUGGACAUUUAUCUGGACAACUUCGAGAAAUGGAACUCUUCAGACGGCAUCACUACAGUGACCGGCAUCGAGUUUGGCAUCAAACACGAGCUCUUCCAGGACUACCUUUUGACGGACACGGUGUACCCGGCCAUCGCCAUGGUGAUUGUCCUGCUGGUCAUGUGUCUGUACACGCGCUCCGUCUUCAUCACCCUGAUGACCAUCAUCGCCAUCAUCAGCUCCCUCAUCGUGUCCUACUUCCUCUACCGCCUGGUCUUCAACUUCCACUUCUUUCCCUUCAUGAACCUGACGGCGCUCAUCAUCCUGGUGGGGAUCGGAGCCGAUGACGCUUUUGUGCUUUGCGACGUGUGGAAUUACACCAAAGUGGACAAGCCCGACGCCGAGCUGGCAGAGAUGGUCAGUGUGACUCUGCAACACGCCGCCUCGUCCAUGUUUGUCACCAGCUUUACCACCGCCGCUGCCUUCUACGUCAACUAUGUCAGCAACAUCACCGCCAUCCGCUGCUUCGGCGUCUACGCGGGGACAGCCAUCUUGGUCAACUACAUCCUUAUGGUGACGUGGCUCCCGGCGGUGGUCGUGCUGCACGAGCGCUACCUGCCCAAUGUGCUGCCUUGCCCAAAGCCCUCGCGCCAGCGCGGCGAUUUUUGGAUCCAGAUGUUUCUGGCGGGACUUUGCCAGAAGGCCAACACUUUUCUGUUUAGAAUCUCUGAAGCCUCGAGAAUUUUCUUUGAGAAAGUUCUCCCCUGCCUUGUCAUCAAGCUGCGCUACCUGUGGCUCCUUUGGUUCCUCGGUCUCGCGGUGGGCGGCGCCUACGUGGUUUGCGUCAACCCCAAGAUGAAGCUCCCGUCGUUGGAGCUGGCCGAGUUCCAAGUGUUCCGUUCCUCGCACCCUUUCGAGCGCUACGAUGCUGAGUACAAGAAAGUGUUCAUGUUCGAAAGGGUGCAUCAUGGAGAGGACCUGCAUAUGCCCAUCACCAUUAUCUGGGGCAUCAACAACGUGGAUAACGGGGACCCCCUCAAUCCCAAAAACAAAGGCAAGUUGAUGCUGGAUAGCAGCUUCAACAUUGCCAGCCCAGAUUCUCAGCUGUGGAUCCUCAACUUCUGCCAGAAGCUUCGAAACCAGACUUUUAUUUUUCAGUCAGACGAGCAGGACUUCACCAGCUGCUUCAUGGAGACCUUCAAGCAGUGGAUGGACAACCAAGACUGUGAGGAGGCUUCCGUGUUCCCGUGUUGCAGUCAGUCCGUGUUCCCCUAUAAGCAGGACGUGUUUGAGUUGUGCAUCAAGAGAGCCAUCAUGGAGUUGGACCGCAGCACCAACUACCACCUGGACAGCAAGACUCCUGGACCUCGCUUUGACAUCAACGACACCAUCAGGGCCAUCGUGCUGCAGUUCCACAGCACCUUCCUCUUCACACUGGCCUACGACAACAUGCACCGCUUCUUCUACCAGGUGGACGCCUGGAUCAGCGAGGAGUUGCGUCACGCCCCGGCCGGCCUCAGUCACGGCUGGUUUGUCAGCAACUUGGACUUCUUCGACCUGCAGGACAGUCUGUCCGACGGCACCUUGGUCGCCAUGGCACUGUCUGUGGGCGUGGCCUUUAGCGUGAUGCUGCUGACCACCUGGAACGUCAUCAUCAGUCUGUACGCCAUCUUGUCCAUCGCCGGCACCAUCUUCGUCACCGUGGGCUCCUUGGUGCUCCUAGGCUGGGAGUUGAAUGUCUUGGAGUCAGUCACCAUUUCCGUGGCCGUGGGACUGGCGGUGGACUUCGCCGUCCAUUACGGCGUGGCCUACAGGCUGGCGCCGGAGUCAGAGCGCGAGGGAAAGGUGAUCUUCUCCCUCAGCCGGAUGGGCUCCGCCAUUGCCAUGGCGGCCCUCACCACCUUCAUUGCGGGCGCCAUGAUGAUGCCCUCCACCGUCCUGGCGUACACGCAGCUGGGCACCUUCAUGAUGCUCAUCAUGUGCAUCAGCUGGGCCUUCGCCACCUUCUUUUUCCAGUCUUUGUGUCGCUGCCUGGGACCUCAGGGCGCCUGGGGGCAGAUCCCGCUGCCUGCCAAGUGCCGGCCUUUCUCCCGGGGCACCGAGGCGGGUGCCCGAGGGAAGUAUCGGCUGGACGCCGGUCACGCGGCUGCGCAACAUUAUGAGCUGGCGCCGCUGGCGUCCAGUCGGAACGCUGAAGAGGAUGAAGAACUUUGGAAUAGAUUACUUUCCCAGCAGCAAAGUACUCCCGCUUGUGAUAGAUUACUUUCACAGCAGCCAAAUAGUCACACUUGUAAUAGAUUACUGUCACAGCAGCAAAGUACUCCUGCUUGUGAUAGAUUACUUACACAACAGCCAAGUAGUCACAUUUGUAACAGAUUACUUUCACAGCAGCCAAGUAGUCACACUUGUAAUAGAUUACUUUCCCAGCAGCAAAGUAAUACCAUUUAUGAUAGAUUACUUUCACAGCAGCCAAGUAGUCACACUUGUGAUAGAUUAUUUUCCCAGCAGCAAAGUUGUCACACUUGUAAUAGAAUACUUUCCCAGCAGCAAAGUACUCCCACUUGUAAUAGAUUAUUUUCACAGCAGCAAUGUAGUCACACUUGUAAUAGAUUACUCUCAGAUCCGCAAAGUAGUUCCACUUGUAAUAGAUUACUCUCAGAGCAGCAUUGUAGUCCCACUUGUAAAAGAUUACUGUCAGAGCAGCAAAGUAGUCAGACUUGUAAUACCUUACUCUCAGAGCAGCAAAAUAGUCAGACUUGUAAUAGAUUACUCUCAGAGCAUCAAAGUAGUCAGACUUGUAAUACCUUACUCUCAGAGCAGCAAAAUAGUCAGACUUGUAAUAGAUUACUUUCAGAGCAGCAAAGUAGUCAGACUUGUAAUAGAUUACUGUCAGCGCAGAAAAGUAGUCAAACUUGUAAAAGAUUACUCUCAGAGCAGCAAAGUAGUCAGACUUGUAAUGAAUUACUGUCCCAGCAGCAAAGUACUCCCACUCAGGUGAAGGAGAGCACCUGCUGGUCGGGUCCUGAACAGCAGGCAUACAACACAACACACAACACAAACUGCUCAUGUGGGGAACGUCCUCCUCAGUGGACGCUCCUGGACUCAAACCCUCAACUGGUGCCGGAGGCAGCACAGCAUUGGACGAAGGAGACCUUUUGCACGGAGGAGCUCCUCCCACAUCCUCACGUGCACGGCUGUAGCCUGCCAGGAGGAGCGAUGCACCCAGAACAUGCACUCGCUGCAAACAUGGCAGCUGCCUCAGAACCUUUGAGCAACCACCAAGUCCAACCUUGUCACGGUUUACGGUCCGAUCAGAUGCUCGAAAAUCCAAGGACUCCAACGAUGACUCGCACAGCUCAUCGUCACGGUAACACACACGCACCAGCACAGGUGGACACACGCUGGGAAAGUGCAAAUGAAAGUAAAAGUGAAAGUGUGGACAAGCAGAACUUGCCAAAGAAACUUUCCUGUUUGAAAGUGAACUCUGUUUCAGACUUGAAUUUGCCAAAGAGUGAAAGGAGUUUUUCUCCAGUUGUAAUAAAUAGUCGCUCUUCUCAGAGCUUAUGCUAAUACACAUCAUUCAUAGUAGUUCAUCAUAAUAUUUAAUCAUAGUACACAUAUUUCAUCAUAAUACACAUCAUAGUAUUUCAUCAUAAUACACACAAUUUUUCUUCAUUAUACAUAUCAUAGUAUUUCAUCCUAAUACACACAAUAUUUCAUCAUAAUACACUAAUGGUAUUUCAUCAUAUUACACAUCAUGCAUAGUAUUUAAUAAUAAUAAACAUCAUUCAUAAUACUUCAACAUAAUACACAUAAUUCAUAGUACUUCAUCUUAUUACACAUAAUUCAUAAUAUUUCAUCAUAAUACACAUAGUAUUUCAUCAUAAUAUACACAAUAUUUCAUCAAAAUACACAUCCAUAGUAUUUCAUAAUACACACAUUUCAUCAUAUUACACAUCCUUCAUAGUAUUUCAUCAUAAUACACAUUAUACACAAUAUUUCAUAAUACACAUUCAUAGUAUGUCAUCAUAAUUCACAUCAUGAAUAGUAUUUCAUCAUAAUACACAUCAUUCACAAUACUUCAUCAUUAUACACUUCAUUCAUAGUAUUUCAUCAUAAUACACAUUCAUUGCAUCACAAUAAAAUAAUUAAAACAUGAACAUACCGACUUCCUGUUGAGUGCAAAGUAAACGUCACAAAAGCAUUCAACCAUGCACAUAACUUCCUGUUGAGUGCAAAGUGUCACAAUAAAAACAUUAAAAUGUGCACACACUGACUUCCUGUUUUGUGCAAAGUAGACGUCACAAUAAAAGCAAUAACACAUGCACACACUGACUUCCUGUUCAGUGCAAAGUAGGUGUCACAAUUAAAGCAAUAACACAUGCACACGCUGACUUCCUGUUCAGUGCAAAGUAAGCAUCACGAUUAAAGCAAUAACACAUGCGCACACUGACUUCCUGUUCAGAGCAAAGUAGAUGUCAUAAUAAAAGCAUUAAAACACACACAUACUGACUUCCUGCUGAAUGCAAAGUAAGCGUCAUAAUAAAAGCAUUAAAACAUGCACAUACUGACUUCCUGUUUAGUGCAAAGUAUGCGUCAUAAUAAAAGCAUUAAAACAUGCACAUACUGACUUCCUGUUGAGUGCAACGUAUGUGUCAUAAUAAAAGCAUUAAAACAUGCACAUACUGACUUCCUGUUUAGUGCAAAGUAUGCGUCAUAAUAAAAGCAUUAAAACAUGCACAUACUGACUUCCUGUUGAGUGCAACGUAUGUGUCAUAAUAAAAGCAUUAAAACAUGCACACACUGACUUCCUGUUAGUGCAAAGUAAGCGUCAUAAUACAAGCCCCGUUUCAAUAUGAGUUGGGAAAUUGUGUUAGAUGUAAAUAU
Molecule: messenger RNA, 6714 nt
Organism: Nerophis lumbriciformis (worm pipefish)
Lineage: Eukaryota; Metazoa; Chordata; Actinopteri; Syngnathiformes; Syngnathidae
Gene: disp1
Product: dispatched homolog 1 (Drosophila)
Biological process (GO): smoothened signaling pathway
Cellular component (GO): membrane
Molecular function (GO): peptide transmembrane transporter activity
Source: RefSeq, a predicted model, not a curated record